Molecule: messenger RNA, 962 nt
Organism: Cyprinodon tularosa
Lineage: Eukaryota; Metazoa; Chordata; Actinopteri; Cyprinodontiformes; Cyprinodontidae
Product: carboxypeptidase N catalytic chain-like
Exons: 5
Coding region: 39-947 (302 amino acids)
Biological process (GO): proteolysis
Molecular function (GO): zinc ion binding; metallocarboxypeptidase activity
Source: RefSeq, a predicted model, not a curated record
CCUCUGUGUUUUACAUCUUUGUGUCUUUUGAGUGGACAAUGCUGCAGAGGAGGACUGUUCCCUGGCUCUGUGCUCUCCUGCUGGGGAUAAUGGGGCUUCCAGCGUCGGGCUCUGACUUUCAGCAUCACCGAUAUGAGGACAUGGUCCGAGUCCUUUUUGCAGUGCAGAGCGAAUGCUCCUACAUCACUCGCAUUUAUAGCAUCGGGCGCAGUGUGGAGGGCCGCCACCUCUAUGUGCUGGAGUUCAGUGACAACCCAGGGAUCCAUGAAGCCUUGGAGCCAGAGUUCAAGUAUGUGGGCAACAUGCAUGGCAACGAGGUGCUCGGCCGCGAACUUCUCAUCAAACUUUCAAAGUUUCUAUGCGAAGAGUACAGGGCCGGAAACCAGCGGAUCACAAGGCUGAUCCAUGACACACGCAUCCACAUCCUGCCCUCCAUGAACCCUGACGGCUAUGAAGUGGCAGCCAGACAGGGUCCUGAACUGAAUGGAUAUCUGGUGGGUCGAGGGAAUGCCAGAGAUAUUGAUCUGAAUCGAAACUUUCCAGACCUGAAUGCACUAAUGUACUACUAUGAGAAAACAAAUGGAAGAAACCACCACCUUCCGCUGCCAGACAACUGGGAACAUCAGGUCGAACCCGAGACUCUGGCCGUUAUAAAAUGGAUGCAAAACUACAACUUCAUCUUAUCGGCCAAUCUCCACGGAGGAGCAGUGGUUGCCAAUUAUCCCUUCGACAGGUCGAGAGACCCCCGCAUUCGAGGGAGGACCACAUACGCUGCCACCCCAGAUGACAAAAUCUUCAGGCAGUUGGCUCGGACCUACUCGUACGCUCACAGCUGGAUGCACAAAGGCUGGAACUGUGGAGACUUCUUUAACGAAGGGAUCACCAAUGGAGCCAGCUGGUACUCUCUGUCCAAAGGUAACCAAACCUUCACUCCCAGACAUGAAUAAACCCUUUUUAUAUAU